GCGGGAGGGCCAGAGGCUGCGGACCGCUGAGAGCUAGUGGAGCCCCAAAGCCGGACCUGCGCGCCGGUAAUUGCGAGGAGCGGCCGGGCUCCGCCGCCGCCAUGUCGCUAGACACCGGGGAGCGGGCCUCGGAGACGGGAGAUGACAGUCUAUCUGCAAUUACCUUUGACUCUGACUUUGAGACGAAAGCAAAAAGGAAAAGUUUCCACAAACCUCCUCCCACAUCACCAAAGUCGCCUUAUUACACUAAGCCAAGAAAAGUGGCAUCCUGGAGAUCUCUGAGGACAGCAGCGACGAUGCCUCUCAGUAAUCGAAUGUCCUUAACCCCACAGAAGCUGUGGCUGGGAAACUCAAAGCAAGGAAGUCUGACCCAACCCCUGAAAUCAGACCUCACCUUGGAGCAUGCAUGGACCAACCCCCCCAGCUGCACUCCUGACUAUCUGACAGAAGCUUUAAGAAUGAAGAGGUCAAAUCUCAGGCGUUCCGCCAGCAAUGGUCAUGUCCCUGGGACCCCAGUCUACAGAGAGAAAGAAGACAUGUAUGACGAGAUCAUUGAGUUGAAGAAGUCAUUACACAUGCAGAAAAGUGAUGUGGAUCUGAUGAGAACAAAGCUCCGGCGGUUAGAAGAGGAAAAUAACAGAAAGGAUCGGCAGAUAGAACAGCUGUUGGAUCCAUCCCGAGGCCCGGAUUUUGUUCGGACUCUGGCAGAGAAAAGGCCUGACACUGGCUGGGUUAUUAAUGGGUUGAAGCAGAGAAUUCUCAAGCUGGAGCAGCAGUGCAAGGACAAAGACAGCACCAUCAACAAACUGCAGACUGACAUGAAGACCACUAACCUGGAAGAGAUGAGGAUUGCCAUGGAGACCUACUAUGAGGAGAUUCAUCGUCUCCAGACUCUCUUGGCAAGUUCGGAAACGAUGGGAAAGAAGCCUCCAAUAGAGAAGAAAACGGGCCCCAAAAGGCAGAAGAAGGUGAGCAGUGCCUUGCUGAGCCUGUCCAGGAGUGUGCAGGAGCUCACAGAGGAGAACCAGAGCCUCAAGGAGGACCUGGACCGUGUGCUGAGUAACUCUCCCACUGGCUCCAAAAUAAAGGGUUACAUGGAGUGGAGCAAGCCCCGAUUGCUCAGGCGGAUCGCAGAGCUGGAAAAAAAAAUCAGUUCGAUGGAAAGCCCCAAGUUACACUCAGAAGGGGUUAAGUCCAGCGUACUGGCUCACUCUGCCUCAUGCUCUACUGUGCCUAAGCAGCUGCACCCCGACCGCCAGGAGGACACCGAGCGCCUGCGGGGGGCAGUGAAGAGCCUGCGAGGGGAGCGGAGCGCCCUGCAGACCCAGCUGCUGGAGAAAGAUUUAGAGGUAAAGCAGCUACUACAGACAAAGGCUGAUCUGCAGAAGGAGCUGGAAAGUAUGAAGGAAGGUGAGAAGGAAAGGAGAGAGCGAGAGGAGGCUUUGAGAGAGGAAAUUCGAACACUGACCAAGAAAUUUCAAGAACUGGAAGAAACCAAGAAAGAGGAGAAAGAGGGCCCGAUGGAAAGGCCCCCCGAGGUCCAAGAAGAGCCCCAAGGUCUCCAGCCCCACAGGAACCCCUCUCUGCAAGACUUUGGACCAGAUACAAGUGAAGGGGGCUGCUCCCGGCCACCCUCCUCCUGCUCUGAAGGGAGAAGAGAGGCGGCUGCCAGGACCCUGCAGACCCGCUGGAAGGUGUACAAGCACAAGAAAAAAAAAGCUGUUCUGGAUGAGGCAGCUGUGGUGCUUCAGGCAGCUUUCAGGGGACAUCUAACACGGGCAAAGCUGUUGACAAGCACAACAAGUGGCUCAGACUCUCCCAGCAUGCCACGCCUUCCUGACCAGAACUGUCCCUCACCCCAUGUGCUGAGCCCUCUUGACCAGGCUGAGGGGGACCCAGAGCAAGAGGAGGCCAUUACCGUCAUCCAGUCGGUCUUCCGGGCACACCUGGCGCGGACCAGACACAGUGUUCCCAGCACAGGCGCCAGCUCUGCUGCCUCUGCCAAGAGGAGACCUGCGUCAGCCUCCCGUGAAGGGGUUGCCUCCCCACCCUCUGCAGCAGCUGUUCCUGGGAAGGAAGACAGUGAAGCCAGCAGCUGGGAUACCAUGGGCAGACCAGCUACUGAGGAAGCAGCGCCGAGGCCUUGGGGACCAGGGAGCCCUGCCGCCUUGCAGCCCUGCCCCGUGGAGUCCUCUCCCUCGGGGCCACCUGCAGAUGAUGUCAGCUCCGAUGACUCAGACGAGAUUAUCUUUGCUCCGUCUCCACCUGUGAAGAAAAGCACCUAGAGCCCUGCACGUGUCCUCCCCUCCCCCCCCCAUGGUGAUGGCUCUAUCAGAGAAGGUUGGGGCUGAGAGGACAAAGCACUUCUAGAAGACACAGUAACUAUAAAUGGAAAAUAAUUUAUCUUGUUAGGAAAAGAACAGUACCUGCUUACCACCAGAACAUCUUAAUGGGUUUUUCUCUUUUGUUUUGCUUAUUAUUUAAAGAAUCCCAAAUGCCUUUAUUCUCUGGCAAGGGGCACGGGCCCAUCUCUCACUGCAGUGCACUCUGGGGCUUCAGUGCCGGGCAGACACAGCUGCCCGGAAUAGUGGGCGCAGCCAGGGAGCCCUGCAAAGACACGUUCUCUUGUAGCAGCUGAUGGGCUCUCUUUGACCCUGACUUGGGAAGAGCUGCUCCGUGAGGGUCCAGCACUGACCUCGUCACCUCCUCAACCUCGCUGACACCUACUCCAUCAGGACUUGCUCCCAUUUCAACCCAGUAGGUCAAGCCAGACCCACUGUGCCGUACCUUCUGGAAGACUAAGAGAUGACACAGGCCUGCAGGGGACGAUACACGAACUGCCAACACCAGAUGUGGAGCCUCUGGACCUUGGCUGUGUGUCAGCAGAACCACGCCUUCCACCCCAACCCUGCAGAGCCGGGAGCUGUGGCGUCGGGGCCGCCACUGCCCGCUCCUCACAGCAGAGCUGCCCAUGGGCUCCGGGCACACACCCAGGAUCCCCAGGAAGCUGACAUGUUCUGCAGUCCUGGGUUCACGUCCAUGUACCACAUGCCAGCUGAGGAGACGGUGCAGGAGGCCCAUGCUAGCAGGAAGGCCCAGAGCAGGGCAGACAGGCUGUCUGGACACUUGCAGGAAGACACUGGGGCCAAGGCCAUGGGGCAUGCGAGGGGCUGUGUUUGGGGGCAGACUCGGAGGCCGCCCUGCUGCGGGUUUCUGCGCCAGCCGGGCCGGAGCAGGGUUUGUGGCAGGGAGGUGGGAGCCAGCAGCAGAGGUCCAGUGAGGAGGGCUGCCAAGGCCGCGUGGCCUCCAGGUCUCCUGACCCGUGGGGUGCUCUUAGCAGUGCCCCGCUGACCCGGGCUUCCUUCGGCCUACAGCCUGGUGUUUUGGGGGAGCCGCUUCAUCCUGUUAGGGUUUGUUGGCUCGUGUGUGUGUUGAAGAGGGACCCUUGAACAGACACACAGCAGCCCUGUGUCUGAUGACCAUCUCGCCUCUUAAUGAGGGGGAUGAGGGCUGUUCUCCGGUCAGACAGACUAGAGGCCCUCACCCUUGCCAAGACCAGUGCGUUAGGGAAAGGCAGACCAGCCUAGCUCAUCUGCCCAGAUGCAGGCAGCAGAGUGGAGCUUAACAACCUCGGCAAAUCCCGCUAACCCCCAGGUUUGAGUAAAGUGAAGGCCGUCAUAACCUGUCUAAGCCAAGUCAAACCCCCUUCGGCCACGUUUGCUCUCAGGUGACCCAGGCCCUCUGAGCAGCGGGGCGUGGACCUGCUGUGGGUGCAGGCAGCCACGCCAGGCUCCCAGGGGAGCAUCCUUCAAACUGAGAAGCCACGAUGGGAGCCGAAGGGUGAAACCAGGUGGCUCGGCUGGUCUUUGAUAUAUUUACAUAGAAUAUUCUAACUUUAUACAUAAUUUAUACAUGAAUCUUUUGGAAGGGAUAGCUUUUCACGCUACACUACUCAUUAUUGGCCUUUGUAAA
Messenger RNA from Condylura cristata (star-nosed mole), 3972 nucleotides. RefSeq names its product IQ motif containing E (gene IQCE). The transcript has 24 exons. NCBI's taxonomy places the organism in Eukaryota, Metazoa, Chordata, Mammalia, Eulipotyphla, Talpidae. Gene Ontology annotation, molecular function: protein binding. Bases 102 to 2285 code for a protein of 727 amino acids. The record is from RefSeq and is a predicted model, not a curated record.